AAAAUGUGUAGCUCGUUAGUCCAUAGAAUUUGUUGUUAGAAAUCCACUGAUCAAAAUGAAAUUAUUCGUAAUUUUUGUGGUUUUAGCAAUUGGUGCCUGUCAAGCACGGCAUGUACUAGAAAAAAGAAGUGAGCCUUCACAUGCGAGAAAAGAGGUGAGGAGGUAUGAAUUUUUUAAAAAUAGUAAGGAUAUAAUAAUAGCUGCUUGUAAAGCCAACGGCUUGACCAAAGACGCUGAGAUAAAACUAGACAAAGAAUUCGAUGAAUCAGAAGUAUGCGUUUCAAAAAAACCAAUAUUCAGUGUCCCACAAGAAGAAUUCAUCCAAAACAUGAAUGAUUGUAACAAAGAACUUUUGACACUUAUAAGAAAUUGUUUAAAGGAAAAUGAAAAGUUCUACCCUGAUUACAUGUUGCAGUUGCGUAAUUCUUUCACAACAUUUUUGUAUGCAGGAAAGGACGUUUUAGAGUCUAAUGAAUUCAAGGCUUGUGCUCAAAAAAUGGAAGAACCAGCUGCGACCAAAACAAUGGAUACAUGUGUCGAAAGAGCUGCUCAGGAAAGCCAUGCCUCGGCUGGACUUCCUCAAAGUAAAUCGGAAGCUUGCGAGACCAUGGAUAAAAUCAGUCAAUGCUAUUCAAAAGUAAUUGGUCAGUACUGCGAAAGCAACGACAAUGUGAAUAAGUUUUUGCAACUAAAUGUCGCUGCCAUCACUUCACCUUGUAAAAAAAAUGUUUGAAGUAAUCUUUCAAAAUUAUAAUCAUUAUAUUCCAUGAAUUCAAAAAAUCUCAGUUUUAUCAACUUAUAGACUUACAAAUAAAUGUAAUUGAAGCUCAAAA
This is a messenger RNA of Diorhabda carinulata, 833 nucleotides long. RefSeq lists its product as uncharacterized. The transcript has 6 exons. The record is from RefSeq and is a predicted model, not a curated record. NCBI's taxonomy places the organism in Eukaryota, Metazoa, Arthropoda, Insecta, Coleoptera, Chrysomelidae. Bases 56 to 733 code for a protein of 225 amino acids.